AUGAACAUUGCAACUAUCAGCAACCUGUGCACCGAUGCUUUCAAAAAGAUGCUCGGGGAGAUCGACCCAAGGUUCAGCCGCAUGGUGAUUAACCUGCCCCAAGGCCCGCCGGAAGAAACAGCAUUGAAAGAAGCAGAGAGCAAACUAACAGACUUUUGCUACAGGAGUAACGCUUGGGGCCACAAAUAUGGUCGUAUGAACGGGCGAACACUAGACUCCAGACUGACCAAGCACGGCGAUGUGGCCAAGGAGCUCCGGGACUUUUUCGCCCGUCUGCAUACCCUCUUUUUGCAAGGCCAGGAGAUUGUCAAGGAGGCUAGAGAACAUCGGCAGGAGAUCAACAUGCACAACUGGUACUGCCUUCCAGGGCCGGCUGGUGAAAGGCUUCAUGAUUGUGUGGAGAGCACUUUCAAGGAACUAGACGAGUUCCAUGUGUUCCGCACUGGCAAGCUGCAGAAGGCGCUUGAUGCCUAUCUCGACACUGGUUUUGUGUACGAUGGCCCCGGGGAUAGGGCGUACGCCACGAUGGGUAUCACGGAGAUUACCGCCAGGUGCUACAGCAAUCUUACUCUUCUGCUCAACUCAGUUAAAUCAAGAGACGACAAGCACCCCGAGGACGAGGUGAUCCAGGCCCUACAACGGAGCUUCAACGCCUUCAAAUUCUGGCUCACUUACUUUGAUGUCUGGGGGAGCAAAGAAAGAUUGCCCAUCGACGAGAGACUGGAGGACCGGGCACUCAUCAACAAGAUCAAGACGAUUGUUUGCAAUCUACACGAGCAGUCAGAUAAAGGUUUUAGAACCGUGAUGACCCCAAUCUUCGCCUCCGAGCUCACGUGGAUGGAGCUCGACGAGAACACACGCAAGGAGCUCGAGCCCUUCCAGGAAGGUAUCGCAAAGGAUGUAAGAGAGCUCAUUUCGUUGAGCUACGACCGGCUUCAACCUUUUUGGUCUGAGAAAGAAGAAAAGAAAUCGUUCUGGAAGAGGAUAUUCCACUGA
Aspergillus calidoustus is the source of this 996-nucleotide messenger RNA. The record is from the annotation of a GenBank genome assembly. Lineage: Eukaryota; Fungi; Ascomycota; Eurotiomycetes; Eurotiales; Aspergillaceae.